AUGCUAUUGGCUUUCGUUUGCUUGUUGCUGUGUCUUCAGGUGGAGACCUUCCUGCGGGCUGUCGCUGCGGAGGCGAGCUACACCACGGCUGGGCUGCCGCGUCUAACGCCCCAGGGCCCGGGUUGGGGGUACGCCAACCAGUCUGCGUGGCCGCGGCUGUGCCAAACAGGCAGGCAGCAGAGCCCUGUCUCCUUCUCCGAGCUCAAACCGCAUGAGGUGGUCUACCUUAAGGACGCAGGGCCGCUGGCCUUCUCACGCGGCUGCACCUUUGCGGCGGAGAAAACAACACUUAAAAUUGCGAACGAGGUCAACACUAUAUCCGUGCGGCUGAUCCCCCUCGCUGACCCGCGCAAUGAGCUCCCCAGCCCCUGCACCCUCCGCGACCCGACGACCCCGAAUUCGACUGAAUACCACCUUGCGUCAAUGCACUUUCACUCACCCGCGGAACACGUCUUUCCACGUGCGGCCCCAGACGCGGAACUGCAUCUUGUAUUUACUCAAACACAAACGUCGAAAAAGACGCGCCUGAUGGUAGUGGCGGUGCAGCUUAUUGCAUCAGAUAAGGUAAACACCACCGCCGUGGCAGAACUGCGCCACAUCUUGCUGGCCGGACCACUUCCUCCGAAGAAUGCCUUUACGACGUGCACUCUGGAGGAGGACCUCGCCAUUGAGGGGCUACUCCCACGGCGUAGAAGCUUUCUCGCCUAUACUGGAUCACUAACUACGCCCCCGUGCACGGAGGGAGUUCGCUUUGUUGUCUUGACCUCCCCGCAGCUCAUCUCCAGGGAGGCUUUGAAGAGACUGACCCAGGCGUUCAUGCAGGCGCGCCCGGGGAACCACGAUGGCAAUCGCAGAGCAACGCAGCCGCUGAAUGGACGCAUUGUGUACCGCUAUUUUGAUCGGAAUCACUUAAACAUGUCGAAGUCCAAGGGGGAAAUGAAGGAUUACUACCCGUACACUUCCUCGGAAGCAGAUGUGUGGGGUGACGGAAAGUUAAAGAAAACAGCUCCAUCCGACGCACUCGCCAGUUCAGACUUCGCUGACGCCGAGGCCAACAAACACGCAUCACGUGGAAAGGUUCAUGCGUGGCCCCAUCCAUUGCAGCGACAUGAAGUGAUAUGGCUCAUCUCCGCUGCCGUCAUCCUUUUUCUCGUGACGGCUAUCUUGUACCGGUGUCGGAACAGCAAAGACGGUGCCGGAGUCGGGAGAAACGAGGUGGAAUCGCUGCUGCGCGAAACCAGCGGAUACGGAACAAAUCCUUAG
Messenger RNA from Trypanosoma conorhini, 1263 nucleotides. RefSeq names its product putative carbonic anhydrase-like protein. Gene Ontology annotation, molecular function: carbonate dehydratase activity; zinc ion binding. The record is from RefSeq and is a predicted model, not a curated record. The transcript has a single exon. Lineage: Eukaryota; Euglenozoa; Kinetoplastea; Trypanosomatida; Trypanosomatidae. Bases 1 to 1263 code for a protein of 420 amino acids.